GCAACGUAUUACGUACUCGGAGCUCUAACGCUUGCAUCAACGGCAGCUUUCAUAUUUCUUUACACGCAGGAUGUAGAAAGUAACAGGUAUGUUUCAAAAUCCGAAGCUGCUCACAUACUUGGAGGACGGACGCCUGUUAGUAAAAAAGCUCCUGUUCCAUACAGGAGCGUUCUGACAGACCUCACCAUAUGGGCUAGUCUCAUAUUAUUCGUAGGCUACUAUACCGGAAUGAUAAUCUAUCAACAAUAUAGCCCUAUUUUCAUCAAGCAAGUACUCAACUACACCAUUCGACAGACCGGCUAUUUUUCGGCUAUUCCCAUGAUUUUUGCCAUUGCGUUGAAAAUCGGAGUUGGAAAAAUGAUAGAUCAUGGCCUUGGAUUAACCACAAAGUGGAGAUUGGCGGCACCUUUGCUGACGUUAGAGAUACUCAGUGCAAUAUCAAUCUUCCUUACCGGUUUCAUAGACGAUAGAAGGAUCGCUUUGUUUUUCGAUAUGCUAUUUGCUGCUCUACAUCUCUUUGUUCCGGUGAUAGUUAGCAGGACCAUACAGAUUAGAGGAGCGCAACAUGCCCAUUUUGCGAUGAACUUCAAUAUGUUUAUCGCCGGGUUCGUUCAAGUCUUUUUACCAGGUGGAGUACAGCUUCUUGUCCCAGACAACACAAAAGAG
Molecule: messenger RNA, 666 nt
Organism: Cylicocyclus nassatus
Lineage: Eukaryota; Metazoa; Nematoda; Chromadorea; Rhabditida; Strongylidae
Source: the annotation of a GenBank genome assembly